Bombus pyrosoma is the source of this 5183-nucleotide messenger RNA. It is a transcript of the gene dlg1, whose product is annotated as disks large 1 tumor suppressor protein. NCBI's taxonomy places the organism in Eukaryota, Metazoa, Arthropoda, Insecta, Hymenoptera, Apidae. Gene Ontology annotation, biological process: chemical synaptic transmission. The record is from RefSeq and is a predicted model, not a curated record. The transcript is spliced from 24 exons. Gene Ontology annotation, molecular function: kinase binding. Gene Ontology annotation, cellular component: neuromuscular junction; neuron projection; postsynaptic density membrane. Bases 703 to 3825 code for a protein of 1040 amino acids.
ACUUUGUGAUACGACGAAGUCUAUGGAGACUAUUGCUUCAUCAAGCCAGCGUUUCAGCGAACUUUAUUAGAUAAUUUAUUUUCGAAGAAUAAAGAUACGUAAAAUAUUCAACGAAGAUAUCGCUAAAAACGAACAAAGAAAGGGGAUUAUAAUUGUUGGUAACAGAUCGAGGACUGAGCUGGAUGGAAGUAUUUCGCUGAUGUGGUAAACGUUUCGAGUUCUGUGUGACGACACAACACGAGUAUGUGAGAAAUGUAACUGCUGUCUAUGUAUUAUAUAUCGUCUAUACGUAUGACGAUAUCUGGGCUGUCUCGUGUUGAGCUUUUUUUCGGACGUGUCUCGUUGACUCCGUUUCGCAUCUACGGUCGAUAAUCUCUCCACUUCUCUUUUGCUACUUUUACAACUUGUACAACUUUUUAACGAGCUCACAACAUUCGGGAAUUGCGUACAAAAUUGUGUUGUAUAGCGUUCGAGAGGAUAUUAUCACAGUAGAUUCUUUUAUAAUACGUACAAUUUUAUAGAGAAUUUUUUUCCGACAUUGUUAAAGUGCAGUUGAAGUUGGAGAAGCUGUUAUGAGAAAGGAAGUGUUGCCAUUCGAUAUCUAUAUAAUUAACGAACUAUACGAUUCUGUUGAAAGAUUGCGAAUCUGAAAGGAUCAUUCUCGAAAAUUUACAAUAUACAACUUUGAUAUUACAAUUGAAUAUGUGGUUGCCGGUAAUAUCUAUUCUAUGGACCAUUGUGAAUCUGGUGCAGCGCAAACUCGUAAUGAAAAGUGUGAUGUAUUCUACGUUAAAUGGGACAGCAGGUGAGUGUGACCAGUUUGUGGGAUGCAACAACGUCGAAAUCAUCACAAAUUUUGCACCACGUAUUGCACGAAAACAUACAGAAGCUCACAGAGCCCUAGAGCUCCUCGAAGAUUAUCACGCGAAGCUGACGAGGCCUCAGGACAAGCAGCUGCGAUUGGCCAUCGAGCGUGUCAUACGUAUCUUCAAAAGCAGACUCUUCCAGGCGUUAUUGGAUAUCCAGGAGUUUUACGAGCUGACGCUGCUCGACGAGUCAAAAUCGGUGCAGCAGAAAACGGCGGAGACGAUCCGCAUCGCCGACAAAUGGGAAGCCAGUGAUGGGCCAAUUACGCCGACCUUCGCUCAAAACGACGGUGGUCCAGACUUCCCGGUGAACCAGACUCUAUCGAACAUUUAUGGCCGUACGUCGGCCAGUCCAGAGGCUCCAGACUACGUAGACGAAACUCAGAAGACCCGUUACACUGGUGGAGGAGUGGACGAGCAGCUGCCACCACCGCCUUCGCCACCCCAGCUGAAAGAGGCAGGACAACUAGACGGAGUUCCUAGACCGAAUUCGGUCGAUCGUAUCCUACAUUCUGAUGGUAGCCAGCACAUCCUAACUAGCCACGAGGCCCUGAACAAGAGUCACGACAGCUGGCAAGGACACGACGGGGACCAGGCACACACGCCCCUUCUUGCGGCUGACACGAGACAUGUCAACGGAGACGAUGACUGGGAGUACGAGGAGAUUGUACUCGAAAGGGGUGGUGCUGGGCUUGGCUUCAGCAUAGCCGGGGGUACAGACAAUCCACACUUCGGCAACGACACUGCCAUUUACAUCACGAAACUUAUACCGGGCGGUGCCGCGUCCGGGGACGGUCGUCUACGCGUCAACGACACGAUACUCCAGGUGAAUGACGUUUCCGUUGUCGACGUACAACACGCGGCAGCCGUCGAUGCGCUCAAACGAGCAGGGAAUACCGUUAAACUAUAUGUACGUCGACGGAGGCACACGCAGCUGAUCGAAAUCGAGCUAAUUAAGGGUAGCAAGGGCCUCGGUUUCAGUAUCGCUGGAGGUAUUGGCAAUCAGCAUAUACCUGGUGACAAUGGAAUCUACGUAACGAAAAUUAUGGAAGGCGGCGCCGCGCAAGUAGAGGGCCGUCUUGUCGUUGGAGACAAAUUAGUGGCCGUCAGAAAUGCCCUGCAGGGCGACAAGAACCUCGAAAAUGUGACGCACGAGGAAGCGGUGGCGACACUGAAGGCAAUCCAGGAUCGCGUGGUUCUUCUGGUGGCGAAACCGGAAACCGGAAUCGUGCCCCCGCCACCACCCCCCAUGGCCUCGGACAAUUCGCUCUCACCGCAACCACGAAAACAAAAUGGUUCUGUGUCGGCGCUGGAGAACAACUCGACGCUGCCGUAUUCGCAAGAAUCACGUCACGCGUCUUCUCUCGCUCUUCACGGCGCGGCCACGCCACGAGCUGUUUCUCAGGAGGACGUAUCACGAGAGGUACGUACGGUCGUGCUCAACAAAGGUUCCUCCGGCCUGGGUUUCAAUAUUGUCGGUGGCGAAGAUGGCGAGGGAAUUUUUAUUUCCUUCAUCCUAGCCGGAGGUCCCGCCGACCUCAGCGGUGAACUACGUCGCGGCGAUCAGAUACUCAGUGUCAAUGGCAUUAAUCUUCGGACAGCCACCCAUGAAGAGGCCGCCGCGGCCCUUAAGGGUACCGGGCAGACAGUGACGAUCGUGGUGCAGUAUAAGCCUGAAGAUUACAACAGAUUCGAGGCUAAGAUCCAUGAUCUUAAACAACAGAUCUCUCAGCAGAAUUUGAUGACAGGCACCCUCAUGAGGACCUCGCAAAAGAAAUCGCUUUACGUUAGAGCGCUGUUCGACUACGAUCCUAACAAGGACGACGGCCUGCCGAGCCGCGGUUUGGCAUUCCGUUACGGUGAAAUCCUACACGUGACGAAUGCCAGCGACGAUGAAUGGUGGCAAGCCAGAAGAGUGACUCCUCAGGGCGAAGAGGAGGGUCUCGGCAUAAUACCGUCACGCAGACGAUGGGAACGGAAGCAACGCGCUAGGGAUCGUUCCGUCAAAUUCCAAGGCCACAUGCCAGUCAUCCUCGACAAGCAAUCAACACUGGAUAGAAAGAAGAAGAACUUCUCAUUCAGUAGGAAGUUCCCGUUCAUGAAGAGCAAGGACGACAAAUCUGAAGAUGGUUCAGAUCAGGAACGGUCGCCCACGACACCCGAGAACGAAAACGAUCCUACACCAUUCAUGCUGUGCUACACCCAGGACGACACUAACACCGAAGGGAGUAGAGAAAUUUUGUAUCGUGUCGAACUGCCUUAUAUGGAGGAACUGACGUUAGUUUAUCUGGAACAGGAGGACGAUAAGAAUAAUGACGAGUGUAGCAGCGAAGAAAACGUGCUGUCGUACGAGGCAGUCCAGCAGCUCACCAUACAGUAUACCCGACCUGUCAUUAUCCUCGGUCCUCUCAAGGACCGCAUCAACGACGACCUCAUCUCGGAAUUCCCGGACAAAUUCGGCAGCUGUGUGCCACAUACAACGAGGAGUAGAAGAGAGUACGAGGUGGACGGGCGUGAUUAUCAUUUCGUCGCAUCUAGGGAACAGAUGGAGAGGGAUAUUCAGAAUCACUUGUUCAUUGAGGCCGGACAGUACAAUGAUAAUCUAUACGGCACGUCCGUGGCGUCCGUGCGAGAAGUUGCUGAGAAGGGGAAACACUGUAUUCUUGACGUGAGCGGAAAUGCCAUCAAGAGGUUACAAGUGGCGCAGCUGUAUCCCAUCGCCAUUUUCAUUAAACCGAAGUCCGUGGAGUCAGUUAUGGAAAUGAACAAGAGGAUGACCGAGGAGCAAGCGAAAAAAACGUACGAACGAGCACUGAAGAUGGAGCAAGAGUUUGGAGAAUACUUUACUGCCGUGGUGCAAGGUGACACGCCCGAAGAAAUCUACGUGAAGGUAAAGGAGGUAAUCGCCGAGCAGUCAGGCCCGAACAUUUGGGUACCGUGCAGAGAUCAGCAACUGUGACGUCCUGCCCCCCACGCUCAGCCCGGUCCGAACGCUUGGACUUUACCUCCGAGGCGUCAAGCUUAAUUACUCUUAAUAAAAUAAUCGAGUAACUCUCUAAUGCCUUCCCCGUCCCUGUCCCAAAACCCGUUCCACCACACUUCAACCCACCUUCUACACACACACACAUACCCGCCCAAUCGAGUAGCACAAUGUUCCAGUUAAGGCGUUAGCCGCGCACCAAGCUCGUCGAAAAAAGAAGACUUCGCAUCAAAUAACGCUGACAGUAUGUGAAGGUAUAGAGGAGUAGAACGUUCAUGGAAGGAGAUUAGGUUAAGAGAAUAGGCAGAGGAUAAUAGUAAUCGAGCAUGUUUCGAAACGUGUUCGAAAUCUCCAUCGCGAGAACUUGGAACUCGCGAUCGUUCACGCCGCGAGAAAGGUUUCAUUGUUGAUUAUAUAAGGAUAAAACAGUCAAUGGCGUGUUCCAGCUGUAUUUGUUAUCCGUUUCGACGAGAGAUCUGAUCGCAGAAUAUUUAAGGCGUUUUAAGGAUCCUUCCACCGAGAGAUUGUUAGGAGGAAGGAUACAUGUUAUAAUGUUAAUACCAGAAGUGUUUCGUUGUAUUACGAUGUUUUCUCAUGAUUUCCACUUGACGAGUGGGUUUGUUGAGCAAGAUUACGAGCAUCGUCGCGUAUUUGUCAUCACGUUAAAUUUUUAUCACUGUAUUAAGAUGUCAAACACGAAUACACGACAGUUCGAUCGUUAACAGGAAUCAACCCCCUUGUCGCAACAAAGAAUGUAAAACUGCUUCGUAAUUUACAACGUAAGAGAAAAGCACAGAGGACUGCAUCGUGUAUUCGUCUCGGUAUCGAUUUUAACGUGUAUGCAUGACGACUCGACCGGCGCAACGGAGUCGAUUCGUCGAGAAGACGUGUGUUUUACCGAAAGACUAGCGUCGCGGUUCUUCGAUUGAUCGAAUCGCGACGUGUUCUGUGUGUGUUAUGUUGUAUGUAUACAGUUCACGCAAUUGCUUGAAAAUACGACGAGAAUAAUAGCGAGUAAUAAACGAAUGAUCGGCAUUUGGCCGAAGUCGAACGAGAAAAAGGUGAACCGAGAGGAUACGAGCGAGAAAACAAAAAAAUAAUAAAAGAUAAUAGAUGUUUAAGAUAGAUUUUCGUCGCGAUUAUUUGUAUGACGCGCACAGCACGUUAGACGCUUAGACAAAGAAUUUUUCACGCGCAAAUCGCGACGAUUACGGCGAUGAAAGCGUAACAAUGAAGAAAGAAAACGAGACAAGGUACGAUAAUAUACUGAAAAAAUAAAGUAAAUGAAAAAAAAUGAAAAAAAGAAUCAAUAAAACAUAAUACUUGGCUUCACCGAA